GAAAACUCUGAUGCAGUGUAGAGAGUAGACAGAAGGGGCUGCCUUGUGCACAUUGCCUCUUUCCCUCAGAUCUGUUGCUUUUGUUGUCUUCUCAAGAAUUUUGACGAAUCGUCGUCAUGAAUACGGCGAUUAGGGUUUAUCUGCUUCUUUUCAUCGUUCUCUCUUACUCCUACACCGCUUUCUCUCUCUAUGAAGACCAAGUCGGCCUUAUGGAUUGGCAUCAACAGUAUAUAGGCAAAGUGAAGCACGCAGUUUUCCACACACAGAAGGCGGCGAGAAAGCGCGUUGUCGUAUCCACUGAGGAAAACGUCGUCUCCUCGCUUGAUCUUCGCCAUGGCGAGAUUUUUUGGAGGCAUGUUUUGGCACCCAGUGACGUCAUCGAUCAAAUCGAUAUAGCUCUCGGAAAGUAUGUUAUUACUCUGUCAUCUGGGGGAAGUAUCUUAAGAGCCUGGAACCUUCCUGAUGGUCAGAUGGUGUGGGAGUCAACUCUUCUUGGCCCAAAGCCUACGAAGCCAUUAUUACUAGUUCCGGCUAAUUUUAAGGUUGACAGGGAGAAUGUAAUGUUUGUCUAUGGAAGUGGAUUUAUUCAUGCUAUCUCAAGCAUUGAUGGUGAAGUUAUCUGGAAAAAGGAAUUAGCUUCUGAAGGGAUCAAUGUCCAACAACUAAUUUAUACAGAUGGGAGUGAUACAAUCUCUGCAGUGGGUUUUGUUGGUACCCACCAGUUCGGUGCUUAUAUAUUAGAUGUUAAGAGUGGCAAGCUGUUGAAAUAUAAGAGCAUGGAGUUUACUGGUGGUUUUUCUGGGGACUUGUCACUUGUGACAGACGACACAGCAGUAGCAAUAGAUUCUGUUGGUACAAGCUUGGUUACUAUACAAUUCCACGAUGGGCUGAUUAGCUUCCACCAGACACAUCUCUCUCAUCUCAUCCAAGAUUUACGAAGGGCAGCUGUUAUAUCACCAUCAAAUAUUCCGGGAGCGUUUAUUUUAGAAACUGAUAAUUCUGUAACCCUUAUUAAAGUUAUAAGUAGAGGAGAGUUGAAGGUUGUUGAAGAACUUGGUCAUGCAACUGCUGUGAGUGAUGCUCUCUUUCUCCCAGGAGGCCAACAAGCAUUUGCUUUGGUUCAGCAUCGUGAUGGUAAGAUUCUGCUGACUGUGAAGCUUGAUAGUGAGGAUGGAACAUCCAAUUUACUUGAGGAAACAAUUCAUUUGGAUAAUCAAAGGGGAAAAGUACAAAAGGUUUUCAUCAAUACAUAUGUCCGCGUGGACAGGUCAAAUGGAUUCAGGGUUUUGAUUGUCAUGGAAGACGAUUCGUUAUUUUUGUUACAGCAGGGCGAGAUCGUCUGGAGUAGAGAAGAUGGACUUGCUUCCAUUGUAGAUGUAAAACCCGUAGAGUUACCCGUUGAAAAGGAUGGUGUAUCAGUGGCGAAAGUAGAGAACAACCUUUUUGAAUGGCUUAAGGGUCAUCUGCUGAAGCUCAAAGGAACUCUAAUGAUAGCAACCCCUGAUGAUGUGGCCGCUAUACAGAAGAUGAGGUUACAAAGCUCUGGGAAAAGCAAGAUGACUCGGGACCGCAAUGGGUUCAGGAAGCUUCUUAUAGUACUUACACGAGCAGGAAAACUUUUUGCACUGCACACUGGAGAUGGGAGAAUUGUGUGGUCUCGGUUAGUUAGGACUCUUCGCAAGUCAGAGAUGUGUCAGAGUCCUAGAGGGAUUAGCUUACAUCAGUGGCAGGAUCCUCAUCAUCAUGCUUUAGACCAGAAUCCAUCUGUUCUGAUUGUUGGAAGAUGUGGAGACAGUCUAGAUUCUGCUGGAUUGCUAUCUAUUGUCGAUGCGUACACUGGGGAGGAGCGCAAUCAUAUGGAACCUGUUCAUUCCAUUGUGCACAUUAUUCCAUUGUCUUUUACUGAUUCACUGGAGCAGCGAUUGCAUUUGCUAUUAGAUGCUAACAGGCGUGCUCACUUAUAUCCGAGAACUGCUGAGGCUCUUGAUAUUUUUCAGCGAGAAUCAGGGAACAUAUACUGGUACUCUGCUGAAACUGAAGAGGGUACUCUAAGGGGUCAUAGUGUGCAUAAAAAUUGUGUUCUAGAGGAGGCAGAUAACUUCUGUUUUGACUCGAGGGACUUAUGGUCAAUUGUGUUCCCCUCAGAGUCAGAAAAGAUUGCUGCAACUGCAACAAGAAGUUUAAAUGAGGUAGUUCAUACACAAGCAAAAGUGACUGCCGACCAGGAAGUCAUGUACAAAUAUGUAUCAAAAAAUCUGUUGUUUUUGGCAACUGUUGCGCCUAAAGCUGUUGGUCCUAUUGGUUCUGUUACCCCAGAUGAAUCAUCUUUGAUUGUUUAU
Salvia hispanica is the source of this 2339-nucleotide messenger RNA. RefSeq lists its product as uncharacterized. The record is from RefSeq and is a predicted model, not a curated record. Gene Ontology annotation, molecular function: protein binding. Gene Ontology annotation, cellular component: EMC complex. Gene Ontology annotation, biological process: protein folding in endoplasmic reticulum. Lineage: Eukaryota; Viridiplantae; Streptophyta; Magnoliopsida; Lamiales; Lamiaceae.